This is a messenger RNA of Protobothrops mucrosquamatus (brown spotted pit viper), 3595 nucleotides long. It is a transcript of the gene TMEM38A, whose product is annotated as transmembrane protein 38A. The coding region runs from base 61 to 966 and encodes 301 amino acids. NCBI's taxonomy places the organism in Eukaryota, Metazoa, Chordata, Lepidosauria, Squamata, Viperidae. Gene Ontology annotation, molecular function: potassium channel activity; identical protein binding. The record is from RefSeq and is a predicted model, not a curated record. Gene Ontology annotation, cellular component: membrane. Gene Ontology annotation, biological process: potassium ion transmembrane transport. The transcript has 6 exons.
GCUGGGCGCUCGAGAGGGGCUCGCUUUUCGCCGGUCGCCCGCUCGGUUCUCCUUCCGACAAUGGACCUGAUCGGGGCCCUGGAUGUGGGGGAUUUGGCGGCCGCCUUCGCCCAUCUGCCUGUCUUCCCCGUCUUCGACUUGGGCUACUUCGUAGUCUCUCUCCUCUACCUCAAGUAUGAGAAAGGUGUGGUGGAGCUGUCCCGGAACAGCCCGUUGGCCUCUUGGGUCUGUGCUAUGCUGUAUUGCUUUGGCAGCUACAUCCUUGCUGAUCUCCUGCUUGGAGAAGCCCCUAUUGAUUAUUUCAGCAACAACUCCAGCAUACUUCUGGCCACAGCUGUUUGGUACCUAAUCUUCUAUUGCCCUAUGAACUUAUUUUACAAGUGUGUCAGCUUUCUGCCUGUCAAACUGAUUUUUGUGGCAAUGAAAGAGGUAGUCCGAGUUCGCAAGAUCGCUGCUGGUGUUCAUCAUGCCCACCAUCAUUACCACCAUGGUUGGCUCAUUAUGGUCAUAAUUGGAUUUGUCAAAGGUUCUGGAGUUGCCUUGAUGUCCAACUUUGAGCAAUUGCUACGUGGUGUCUGGAAGCCAGAAACAAAUGAAUUCCUUCAUAUGACCUUUCCAUCCAAGGCCAGUCUGUAUGGAGCAGUGCUCUUCACCCUUCAGCAAACCCAGUGGCUUCCCAUCUCCAAAGCAACCCUCAUCUUCUUCUUCACUAUUUUUAUGAUCAUCUGCAAGGUGUUUUUGACAGCAACUCACUCCCAUAGCUCACCAUUUGCCCCUCUGGAAAAUGUGGUGUGCCCCGUCCUCUUUGGCUCUGCAUUUGCCAGUCAUGAUAAUCACCACCACCACCACCACCACCAUGGAGGAUCCCAGGAGCCAUCCCUUCCAUCACCACCUCAGAUGCCAGCCAAAUCAAGGGAGGAGCUCAAUGAAGGAACCCGGAAACGGAAAGCCAAGAAGGUGGAAUGAGCAUCAAGAAGGCUGACAGAUCCAUCUGAACCACCAAAACUUUGCUGCAUACCUUGUGUGACUUAUUGCCUUCCAAAGACAUGGUUGGAGGAGGCUCCCAGGAAGAUCAGUCCUCUUCUUCUGGCCCCUGCCUUGGUUUUCCUGGCCUGUCACCUGUGAGGCGCAGAACUAAUGUCCAAAUGGACCUUUCAUUACAGUUUCUAGCUCCGCCUUUCUAUUGGUCUCCUCCCCUUCCUAAGCCACACCAAUGGAAAAGCUGGGAUGUAUUUUGGUGUCUCCUCCGUAUGGCAGAGAGAGAGAGAGAGAGCGCUUCUUAGCCUGCAAAACAAUCCAGGGAUCUGCACUCAGGCCAUCAUUACAGGACUCUAAGGCCAGUGAUAUAUUUCAAGGGCAGAGAGACGUUCCAAAUGGAGUGACUGUCAUUUCACUCUCUACAUCAACAUUUUGGAUGUCUUGUUUGGUUGCCAUUUGUAUAAAGGCCUUGAGCAUAGGAGAAGACCAUUGCUGCUGCUGCUGCUGCUGCUCUUUGGGCUGUUAAUAUAUGUGCAUUUGUGUUAGCAUGUUGCCAUUUGUAUAUACCUCUCCAAAAUUUGAUAAGCUUUGCUGUAAGGAAGGAAACCAAAGCAACUACUGAGUGUUUCAAUCCUAGCCUCUUUGCCAAACACUGUGAGAGAUGGACAUGCAUGUAAAUUAUUUAUUGAUUGAUGCUCCUUCCCCCAAGAUAAUUAUUUAUUGUUGCCUAAGGAUUUUAAGCAGUUUGCUUUCUCCUACUAUGCCUCUUCUGCAAACAGUUGGGUUGUUCCUACUGAACUGAUUUGGAUUCUGUUGUUGUUUUCCUCCUUCGAUUAAGAGCUGAUAAAAGUGAGGGGCUAUUGGCAGAGGUGAGAAUUAGCUUCUAGCAGCUAUAUAAGCCUGUAGGAGGCCUAAAGAAUCCCUGCCUAUGAGUUAUGGUAUAUCUACAGAUUUUGUCUAGAAAGUCAAAGCUAGACUAUAUGAAUAAUGGAGCCAUGGUGAGCACCUGCAGAGUUCCCUUCUUGCACCAGAGUAGUCAGCUGCCAGCUCCUGAGAUUACAAAGAAGACUUAAACUCUAAUUAGAGCAUAGAAGGAGACUUUGAUUGGGGCAUUGACUAUCACAGGACUUCCCUUACUUAUCAUUUAGCUCUGACAAAAACAUGCCACUGCAAGUUCUUUUUUUUUGCUAUGUCCUCAUGAUGUUGCCUUCACCUUCACCACCACACAUCCCGAGGCAACAAAGUCGUCCUUAGGUGGUCCAGUGUAAAAGUGAUGUUUUCCUCCUUUUAAGCAACAGUUUUAUUGUAUGGUAGGUGCCAUCUGGCACCGUUCACCAGCCGUUCUGUCAGUAGUGCUUCCAGAUGACCUACUGUAUAUGGGUUGAGGUCAGCCAAGCACCUGUUGACCAUUUGAAGUAGCACACCGUUACUCUCCCUAUCAAGUCCCCAGGCACAGCUCUCCAGGACGAUCCUAAUCUGGACAGCAGACGGGUUUGGUUCUUUCGAAUGGGGCUCUUCCACUUUAUGCACAGGGCCAAUCCCCGACUAGUAGCAGCGGUGGGAAGGGCUGCACUGUGAAGCAGGAGAGAGAGAGAGAGAGGAAUGGCUCUCACUCUGCUGCACUUUUCAUCCUCUGCUCAACUCAAGUGAGAUGGGCGGCAUAUAAAUUUAACAAAUAAAUAAAUAAAACUAUGCCUGGCAGCCGUUUUUUCAAACUGCCUUUGAACGUGAGUUUAUUCUUCUUCUCAAAGAGCACUAAACCCAUGUUCUAAAGCAGACCGUACAAGAGUUGAUAGGUGCAGGUAAGUUAUGCUCUGGAAUGUCAUAGACUGGAAGGCAAUCCCACAAGUACCAGAUUUGAUGGCCGAUGUUUUGAUAUCAGCCAUUUGAGCUGAUCCAGGUUUCCAAACCCAGGAAGACCUGGUGAAUAAGGAGGCUCCUCUUUCCUUUCUUCUGCUACCUCUUGCCAUUUAGGUAAUUGAUCCUCCCCCAGUUGGAAGAAGUGACAGAUAAAAGGGGGACAAAUUCUGGCAAAUGGUGAACCUGCAGAUCUAGUAGUUCUAGUUUGAGAUCAGCUCAAACCAUUACCAGUCAUAACGAUGCUGUGAGUAGGAGAUUGUUUCCCCACAAGUUGGUUAAGUUGUGAAGGUUGGACACCACUCUCCAGCUACAGACCAGAAUAAAGACAAUGGGGCAUAGCAAUGGGAACAGAUGCCAAAGUAGCUUUCUGUUGGCUCACAGCAUUUUAAUGGACCUAUAGGGAAGUUGCCCAUGAGUGGUGAGGAGUGGAAAUAGCUAUCCAGAAAUAGAAAGUCCUGGCUUUCCUUUUCUCCUUUUGGGGACAAUUGUCUCCUGUUGGACAUCGGCAAGAGAAGGAACUGAUUGACAUGAAGAAGCAGAAGAGCCUUGAAGAACACGUCCUUCUCCAAGAUGUAUGCUUCUUGGUUAAAGAUACAUCUCAUUAAAAAGUGCCUUUUCCUUAGCAAAUCUCUGCCCCAGCCCUUUUUUCUUUUCCCCUGGAUUUUUAUCCAUGACUAGAACAGCCGUGGUUGUUUUGUGGAUAUAGCCAUUCUUAAAAUAAAAGCCCUCCAUGAUGUAACUGAAUGGAGAAUGAUGC